This is a messenger RNA of Blumeria graminis f. sp. triticale, 1929 nucleotides long. NCBI's taxonomy places the organism in Eukaryota, Fungi, Ascomycota, Leotiomycetes, Helotiales, Erysiphaceae. The record is from the annotation of a GenBank genome assembly.
AUGACGCAGAUAACUACACCAAGAGAUGACGGUGCUGACCCAUUCGUUACACAUACGAACCUCUCCGCGAAUGCGUUACCUUUUUGUCCCAAAGUAUUACCGAAACUUCCGCUUAUAAGCUCUUCCUUUCCGAUUCCAGGUACAACUCAACAUGUUGAACAAAUAAUCGGAGAAAAUGAGAAUGUCGAAGAUUUUGGGUGUUUUUCAACGAGCUCUUCAGUAACCAGGAAUAUCAAAAGUUUUGGCAGUGAUAAAUAUGAUGCGGCAUUACAUGUUGAAAAGGCUCUCACAAAAGCCCGAUCUUAUUUUAAAGGUACUCACUGCGUAAUAAAUAUUCAUCCUGACUCCUGGUUACGUUUUUCUAAUAUAAGAGAUGCUAUUAAAAUUCAUGAGAUACUUCGUCAGGAGUCGCCUGAAGUACCUUCGCAGUAUAUUUCCUAUGCUGACUGGAUGAAGGUCGCCUCGCCUAGCAAAAAAUCAAAGUCAUCUGAGCAUGAAGGCCAAGUAGUUAUAAAGAUAAACUAUCCGCUUGGUUUUGACUAUAAGCAAAUUGAAAAAGAAGUCCGUAUUCUUUUGGAAAGAGAUGGUCGAAAACUUUAUGCUUCUCAAAAAAUGCCAGCGACCGCAGCUGGUAUUUAUCACCUUAUAGCUGAAUUUGAAGAUUCAUCAGUUACUCAAGAUGUUGUUCGCAGGAUAAAUCGCCGGGUGAUUGCGGAAAGCGCUAUAAUAAAUAUCAGCCUUCAUGAGCCGGACCUUGCCCAUGAACAGAUACUGGAUAAACAGUGCUUGACACCCAAUCGAGAACAAGGUUUGGAGACACCUCCAAGUGCAGACGAUAUUGUACAAACUAUGAGUCUAGAUCGAGUAUCAUAUCCACAGCAUGGUACUUACACUCCUACUUACAAUUCUCCUUAUUCUCAUGUAACUUUCAAUUCUGGGUACAUGUUUGCACCAAGUAACCUUCCGCUUAUCUCACCGACUCCUACGCCUUCUAAGCCUAAUAGUCGUGAUCUAUCUAUUUCUGUAAUGGAUAUGAAUAACCUGAAUACCUUGUUGACACCAAGUCGCUCCUUAUCUUCGCCGAGCCGUAACUUCCCCGAUACUAAGCAGCUAAUUCCAUACACACCACAGUCAAACGAUCGAAGCUUGGCAAAUAGAUACAAGUACGAAUCUUCAACUGGUAGAUAUGGCUCGGGAGGGCGGCGAAAUAGUCUGAAGGCGACAAAUUGUUUAUCUGGCAAGGGACGACAGAGCAAUGGAACUCAUAAUAUGGUUGAUAUAAAUCGUAUUCGAGAAGGCGCCGAUGUUAGAACUACAAUAAUGUUGCGAAACAUUCCGAAUAAAAUUGAUCAGAGUACGUUGAAAUCGAUCUUAGAUGAGACAUCGCAUGGAAAGUACGACUUCGCCUACCUACGGAUUGAUUUUAGUAAUGAUUGUAAUGUUGGAUAUGCCUUUGUUAACUUCAUCGAUCCACUUCAUAUAAUAGAGUUUAUUAACGCCCGUGCGAAUCAAAAAUGGUAUCGCUUUAGAUCCCAGAAGGUUGCUGAAGUUUCUUAUGCAACUAUUCAAGGCCGAGAUUGCUUGAUCCAAAAGUUUAGAAAUAGUUGCGUAAUGUUAGAGCUUCCGAUUUUCCGUCCUAAGUUGUUUUAUACAUUUCAAGAUCCUCUCGGUCGGGCCGGCCAAGAAGAACCUUUUCCAGCGUCUGACAAUCCAUCAAAGCUAAGAAGAUCGUGUGAAAAUGCCGAGCACGUCGGCUUAUUUGCUCCGAAUGCUGGUGCACAAAUGCGCGAUGAGCAACGUCGACGUCGUUCUCAAUAUGAUAGGGGGACUAGCUUAGCUGAAAGAGAUUCGUUUGACGCUUAUUUAACCAGUCCGUGGAAUCUAGAUAUCUUUGAAAAAAAUCAUACCUACCAAACCCAACGUAAGUAA